This is a messenger RNA of Lodderomyces theae, 1332 nucleotides long. RefSeq lists its product as uncharacterized. The record is from RefSeq and is a predicted model, not a curated record. Gene Ontology annotation, biological process: transcription by RNA polymerase II. The transcript has a single exon. Gene Ontology annotation, cellular component: nucleus. NCBI's taxonomy places the organism in Eukaryota, Fungi, Ascomycota, Pichiomycetes, Serinales, Debaryomycetaceae. The coding region runs from base 1 to 1332 and encodes 443 amino acids.
AUGGACUUUGUUGGAGAAAUAAUAGAGCACGAGAUCGAACCACCCGUGGAACCCGCUCCAGUGAAUGUUGGUGGUGGCUUCCCUGAUCCACGCAAGGUAAAGAAAGUUUCGCGAUGGAGGCAAAAGGGACCAGCAAAGGAAGUGGCUUCUAGUACGGAAACGCCACCAACUCAAAAUACGCCUGUGACAGAGUCACUUACUGAAGCGCAAAAGAUUGAUAAAGAAAACCGUGAAAGAAUGGCCAAGAUGUCAGAAAGUGAAAUAUUGCAAGAGAGACAAGAACUUUUGAACCAACUAGAUCCGAAAAUCGUGCUGGGUUUGUUGAGGAGGAAGAAUAGGAAUACGGAUGGCGAGCAUGUGGAGAGGAAACCCAUGUCUAACCACAGCCAUGAUCGCCAUCAUGAUCACCAUCAUGAUCACCAUGAACAUGCAGAGGGUUAUAAUGGUUGGAUUGGUGGCUUUAAAUCGCCAAAAGGAAUAACAGACUUGUCCCAGUUGGAAAAGGAGGAGGUGGACAAGAUAAUGGGAAUAGAUUCGAAUCGUAAGGUCCGAUUUGCAGACGAUAAAGUUGAAAAGAUAGAGUAUAUUGAACGUGACCAUGAUGGAAGUGACCACAACAAUGUGCAAGUCGGGCCAGAUUUAGAUGCGGUUGCUCCUGAAGGGUACCAAUUGAAUCUGGAUGAAGAUGAAAACACGCCUGACGGCAGCAAUUCUUCGGUACAUUUCACAAAGCCGACGCCAAGUCAAGAUGGGUUGGACCUAAAUGACCCUGAGUUCUUUGACAAGUUACAUGAAAAGUAUUUCCCAGAUUUACCCAAGGAAACCGAGAAAUUAUCGUGGAUGACAACCCCCAUGCCCAAACAAGUUUCCACCACCUAUGAAAGUAUAUCAGACAUGAGGUUUGAUUUCAACGGGAACUUGGUUCAGAUUGAUAUAGAUGAAGAGAAGGAUGACUCAAGGGGAAUACCAACGUACCUCGGUCUACAUCAUCAUUCCGAUAAUCCUCACAUGGCAGGCUACACAUUGAGUGAGUUGGUACAUUUAUCGCGAUCAGUAGUACCUGGUCAACGUUGUAUUAGUAUACAAACCUUGGGAAGAAUAUUACACAAGUUGGGGAAACAUGAAUUGGGAAUCAUACCUGUUUUGGAAACUGAAACCAAUCUGGAUGUGAAAGAAAUGGUUGAAAUGUUUGAGAAGAUGAUGUGGGACUUGAUUGAAGAGUUGCGGAUUGUUGAAAGUAUUACAGAAGCUGCUGAUGAAAAAUAUACCAAGAACUUGUCGGUGCGUAAUUAUGCUAUUGAAGCGUUGUAUCUUAUCAAAACAGCAAAGUAG